GGCUGCAUGUGAUGCCCCCUGUACGUGUUCCUCUGGGAGGGGAAACAGGAUAGAUAGGUUGAAAACUUUGUUAAGCCUGUAGUCUGUCAGACUGCUCUAAUACAGUUAGAGCACUGGUAGGCUAUAUCUCAUUAAUCGGUAUACAUACACUGUACAGUAGAAGUCUACUUUGCCUGAUCGAAAGACUAUCUUGACAGUUGAAGGAAGGCGAGACACGAAGACAAGACACGCGUGCUGUGAGAGAAGGGAGCGGAGCGAGAAGAGACCAUCUAUGAAUGCUCACAAGUGUGCCCCUCGUCUAAAAGGAAGUGACAGAACUAUAAACUACGUUUAAAGGACCGAAACAGAUAUGGUGGACACUCAGAUGCCCGCUUGGCCCAUGAGUUUCGGGUUGAGCCCCAUGGACCUGCCCGGGUUGGAUGACAGCUCCCACUCUUUUGACAUGAAGCCCUUCUCCACCCUGGACUACACCAGCCUCACUGGCUUGGGUUACGACACCAGCCCUCCCCAGAGCGAAGACUUGACGCACAUGGACUGCAUGUACAGUUUCAAAUCACAAGAGAGCCAAAGUACAAUAAAACUGGAGCCAGAAUCUCCACCACAGUAUUCAGACAGCAGUCCAUCAUAUUCCAAACUGCACGAUGACUCGUCCACCUCAAUGCUAAACAUUGAGUGUCGCGUGUGUGGAGACAAGGCUUCAGGUUUCCACUACGGAGUCCACGCAUGUGAGGGUUGUAAGGGAUUCUUUCGAAGGACCAUACGGUUAAAGCUGGUUUAUGACCGCUGUGAUCUGCACUGUCGAAUUCACAAAAAGAGCAGGAACAAAUGCCAAUACUGCCGCUUCCAGAAGUGCCUGAUAGUGGGAAUGUCACAUAACGCCAUUCGCUUUGGCCGAAUGCCUCAGGCUGAGAAGGAGAAGCUGCUGGCAGAAUUCUCCACUGACCUGGAUCACAUGCACCCAGAGUCUGCAGACCUGCGCACCCUCGCCAAGCACCUAUUUGAGUCCUAUGUGAAGUAUUUCCCCCUGACCAAGGCCAAGGCCCGGGCCAUUCUCUCUGGGAAGACUGGGGACAGUGCCCCCUUUGUCAUCCAUGAUAUGAAGUCUUUGACUGAAGGGGAGCAAUUCAUAAAUUGCAAGCAGAUGCCGCUGCCAGACCAGAGGCCCGAGGUGGGUGUGGGCUUGAGCCUGGUGCAGGAGUCAGCAGACGAGGUGGAGCUACGCUUCUUCCACAGGUGCCAGUUCCGCUCGGCGGAGGCCGUGCGAGAGGUGACCGAGUUUGCCAAGAGCAUCCCAGGGUUCGUGGGUCUGGACCUGAACGACCAGGUGACACUGCUCAAGUACGGGGUCAUUGAGGUGCUGAUCAUCAUGAUGGCACCGCUCAUGAACAAGGAUGGCACGCUCAUCUCCUACGGCCAGAUCUUCAUGACCAGGGAGUUCCUGAAGAGCUUGCGCAAGCCCUUCUGUGAGAUGAUGGAGCCCAAGUUUGAGUUUUCAGUCAAGUUCAACAUGCUGGAGUUGGACGAUACUGAUAUGGCGCUCUUCCUCGCUGUCAUUAUCCUCAGUGGAGAUCGACCUGGGCUGCUCAAUGUGAAGCCCAUUGAGGACCUCCAGGAGACAGUGCUCCAUGCCCUGGAGCUCCAGCUGAAGAUGAACCACCCCGACUCCCUCCAGCUUUUUGCCAAGGUGCUACAGAAGAUGACAGACCUCCGGCAGCUUGUCACAGACCAUGUGCACCUGAUCCAACUGCUGAAGAAGACAGAGACUGACAUGUGCUUACAUCCGCUGCUGCAGGAGAUCAUGAAGGAUCUGUACUAGGCUUUGGGCUUGUCCCUGCUCCACCUUCAUGUUACAAGCUACUUCACACAGCACCUUCCUAAGGUGUGCCAUAGUAACGUUACUGUACUGUGCAACAACUGUCGACAUAAGCUGAGGGCCAGAUUCAGUCUAAUCGCUAUGAGCAGUGGAGCAGUCUUUUAAAACGUGUAGCAGGUGUAAAUGCAGUCAAAGGCAAGAGGUAAUUUAAUAUGGUUUGAAGUCAAAUUAAAGUGAUUGCAGAAAUGUCUAGUGAAAAUGUUACCUGUCAUUAACUUUGAAUAUUAAAUUAAGCAUGAUUUGCAUAUUAUAUUACUUACACAUAGCAUACGUUUCCAUUGAUUUCCAUGGCAGCAGUUUGUAAUGUGCAUAAUCUAGGUUUUCAAAGUCAAGGACAAUGCAUAGCCUUGUUAGACUGAAUCUGGGCCUGAGUUUUCAGGUAUUUAUCUCUAUUCUCAUAAAGGUGAUGCCUAUCGUCUCAUAUGGGGACAGUAAUGCAUUUAGCUGAGGGAGUGUGAUUUAGAUUGCACCUUGAAUAAGCAGAGAGAAAUGAAAUGACAGGUUUUUUUUUUUUAUUGGCCUACAAGGGAGAAAAUAUCUGUGAAUAUUGAACACCAGUAAAAGAUUGUUAUGAAUAUAUUUUCUGUCCGAUUAUAUAAAAUAAAACUAAUAAUGUCCAUAUAAACAACAUAUUUUUGUUUAUAGAAGUGUCAUACACACGGUUUCAGAAAGGGAAUGUGCAGAUACCUUUAAGUCUGGAGUUUAAUAAAAGUGUUUAAUGCAGGUCUAUGUGAAAACAAAUUUACAUUCAAAUUUAUUUCAUUUGACGUGCAUUCAUCAUUGGCAAAAAAUGUAUAACAAAGCCUUCAUUUUGCUCACUUUGCUAAACAAGCACAAAUUAUACAGGAAAACAGUGAUUUUUCUAUGAUUGUGAAGUUAUUUGUUUUUAUUUUUCAUAUUUCUUAAAUAAUGGAUAUUUGUUCAUAAACAUUCCAGCUGCCCAGUGGGUAUCUGACUCUGGUCGGUGUGUGAGUGUAAACUAGAAAGCUCUGCCUCACACAAUCUAGGCCUACUCUACUUUUUCUUUUAUAAUGAAGUUUUAUAAAGAGUUUUUUCCCUCUUAAAUUUACAUGUUCUUCAUUGCUUAGCUCAUGAGAUGUUUGGAGGGUAUGGAUAGACAUGACCUGCCUCAAAAAUUUUGGUGCCAUAUCCUUGCAUUUUGCAAAGAGUUUGUAUUCUCAGAAGUCAAAUGAAACCAUUGUCACAGUAUUUCUAAAUUACUGAAUUUGAUUUAUUUUCAAUUAAGCAGUUCUUUAAAUGUAAAUAAAUGUUUUUUAAAACA
Messenger RNA from Conger conger (European conger), 3155 nucleotides. RefSeq names its product peroxisome proliferator-activated receptor gamma (gene pparg). The transcript has 7 exons. Bases 350 to 1816 code for a protein of 488 amino acids. Gene Ontology annotation, biological process: positive regulation of transcription by RNA polymerase II; negative regulation of transcription by RNA polymerase II; cell differentiation. Gene Ontology annotation, molecular function: nuclear receptor activity; zinc ion binding; RNA polymerase II cis-regulatory region sequence-specific DNA binding. The record is from RefSeq and is a predicted model, not a curated record. Gene Ontology annotation, cellular component: nucleus. NCBI's taxonomy places the organism in Eukaryota, Metazoa, Chordata, Actinopteri, Anguilliformes, Congridae.